Molecule: messenger RNA, 2044 nt
Organism: Lingula anatina
Lineage: Eukaryota; Metazoa; Brachiopoda; Lingulata; Lingulida; Lingulidae
Product: cyclic GMP-AMP synthase
Source: RefSeq, a predicted model, not a curated record
AGCAAAGUGAAAAAGCACGGGGUGAACAAGGUCCGGGGCGUAAAUAGUGGCGUUUGAUUGUUUACCCCCACGUGAAAGAGACCACAGCAACGAAACUACACGUACAGAUUUUUACUUUAUCACUGAACAGGGGGAUUUCAAAUUAUCACAGUAUGACCUACGAGUAUCGCCAAAGCCUACUUUUGAGACAGAAGUGGUCUGGGGCGGGACUUGACAGGCAGUUGGUGAUAUUCUAAACUUUGUACGAGGCAUAUAAACAGUGGUCUCCUGCCGAGAGGAACUAGCAGUUACGUGAGUUAAUAGCAAGUCGGAAAAAAGUCACUGGUUUCAAUGGCAGCCGAUGUAAGACAGAGUGGAUCACAGCUAAACUCUAGACCAUUUUUAAAACUGCCGAGGUUAGGACAAGAAAAAACUAUGUUACCUCCGUCUACGCCUCUCACGGAUCAUUUGGAGUCAUAUUAUCAUAACGUGGCGGUUAUUCCUGAGGGAAAAUUAGUGACACUACGAAAACGGGCACAGAAAGUCAUCGACACCUUACUUCCUCGCAUGCGGACCAACAAGUUCGACAUCAAGUUUGCCAAAAGUGUUAUUUAUGGUGGGAGUGUGUUUGACGGAACACAGGUGAUUUCCGCGAAAGAAGUUGAUGUAUUUCUUCCUUUCGAUGAAGGGAAAUGUACUACCGAUUUAAUGGAGCCUGGUUAUAUGCGUGUGAUAAUCCCCAGGACUCCGAAAAACCCUCCCAACGCACCUGACAAGUACAGGUACGGUAGGAACGAACAUGACAGGAAGCACCUCUCCCCUAUCAGAGUAGACAAGAGUGUUUACAAAGUGAUUGAACACGCUUUAAAGUAUCCAAUAGAGAUACCAAAUAUUACUCUCAUCCCCUUUGAGGAUGAACCACAAGGGAAAGCAAGGGUCGCCCUGAUGGUGAAAUCUACUAUCAAACUGAACAUCAUCCCGACGAUCGUAUUAAAAGGAAACAACGCUAAUCCGCCUUUCGAUUAUCUUGUAACGAGAACGUACUGGUAUGACGAGUACCCUGGUUCCGAGCUCUUAUGGAGGUACUGUCAUCACGAAAAAGAACAGAGAGUGAUGAAAACGAUGGAGCUCGCAGACAGGGGUACCAGAAUCAAAGCUUUCAAAAUAAUCAAAGCAAUGUUCAGGCGCGAAAAAACUUUACACGGACUCAGCUCCUACCAUUUUAAGGCGGUGUUGUUUAACAGCUUUGACUGUGACGUUGACACGUCUCCGCGAUGGCAACGAGACCAUCUUGAGACGUGCUUUCUUAUCAUGUUAACGGACCUCUUGCAGAGCAUUUCGACUCGUAAUUUGCAAGAUUUUUUCUUGGAAGGCUUUAAUCUCCUUGCAAAUGCUCCAACGCGGGAAUUCACAACGCUGAAAAAUAGAUUAGCCAUGAUAGUUAACAACGAAUCAGAACUGAUAAGGAUACUUAGAAAGAUCUAAUAGAAUUACUAUGGACCAUAGCCGUUAAUUUUAAUGCCAAUGGCGUGUAUACAAGAGGCAGCUUCAGAGGGAUAAUUUUUCCCCGAUUCUGAUUCUCCUGGACAAUCUCGUUUCAUUUCAAUGCAAUGAUGGUGCUAACUAAGGUAAUCCUAGGAUAUUUCUGCAUGGAACUUAAUUGAGGGAAAUCUUUUUAGUGUUUUUUAUAGACAUAACUGUUCAUCGAUAUAGGUUACCAGACAGCAAUUGCUGUUGUGUUAGUUGUGACGUACUUGCAGGUAUGACCUCUACUAAUGCAAUGCGAUAGACUUCUGUUACUGGCCUCGAAGGAAAAAGAUUUUAAUUCAGUUAAAACUAACUUUCUAGGAAUGUUUAAAAACUAUUUUACUAGUGUUAUCCUUAUUACUUACUUGUAAUUAUAUUAUAUUAUACUACUUGGGGGAUAGUGAAAUAGCUCUGAUAAUUUGGAAGGGAUUGAUUAAUAUGUUAUAACAGCAAACAGUUUUGCUUUCAUAAACAACUGAGCAUCUUAGUGCUCAAUAUUUACAUCUGACAAGAACAAAUGAAAUCAUGCCAAUUAUUA